ACUGGCCGACAUGGAGGAACUGCUGGAGACGGAAGCCGUGCUGAUUGCCAAUCUGGACAAUUACGUGCAGGCGCAGGAGGAGAAGCUGCUGCAGCUACGACGGAAGGUGCAAGAGUAUCGGCGCGAGCAUGCUGAAGCGGCCCGGGACGUCAGUGCGUACCUGUCGAACCCGGUCAAUGCGUUUCUGCUGACCAAACGGCUCACCACCGACUGGCGGUACGUCGAGAAUCUGAUGACGUACGAGGUGGGCAAAGAGUUCCUGGAGAACGUCACCAGCUUCCGGAGCGUGCUGAAGUUUCCGUCCGACGAGGAUCUGAACGGGGCGGCCGUGGCGCUGAUGCGUUUGCAGGAUACCUACAACCUGGACACGGCCAGCGUCGCCCGCGGCAUGCUCGACGGGGUACAGUACAGCACCGAGCUGGCGGCGGGCGACUGUUUCGAGCUCGGACGCCAAAGCUACCUGAACGGGGACUACUACCACACGGUGCUGUGGAUGCGCGAGGCGAUGGACCGGCUGACGCAGGAGGUCAACCGGACGGCCAUGAAGGAGGACGUGCUGGAGUAUUUGGCGUUUUCCACCUUCAAGCAGGGAAACAUUCAGACAGCGCUUUCGAUGACGGAGGAACUGCUGGAGCUGGUGCCGAAUCAUGAGCGAGCCGUCAGCAACAAGGCCUACUAUGUGAAGGAAUUGGAGAAAGAAGCGCAUCACAAAGUCUUGCGAGGCGACGACGGCAGCGCGGAAGUGCCAGUUGACGUCAACACGAUCUACAAGGGCGACAGCAGUCCACACGUAUACGACCGAACCGAGCGGAAGCUGUACGAGCAGCUGUGCCGAGGUGAGCAACAGCUACCGAUCGAGCUCCGAUCGAAGCUCGUCUGCCGCUACGCCACCAACCGUUCGGCGUUUUUGCGGAUCGCACCGCUCAAGCUAGAGGAGGCAUAUUUGCGCCCGUACAUAGUGAUCUAUCACGAGGUGAUGUCGGACUGGGAGAUCGAGCGCAUCAAGCAGUACGCCCGGCCCCGGUUCCGGCGGGCCACGGUUCAGAACUACAAGACGGGUGAACUUGAGUUCGCCACCUAUCGUAUCAGCAAGUCGGCCUGGUUGAAGGACAGCGAGGACGAAAUGAUCCGGGCGAUCAGCUUGCGGGUGGAGGACAUGACCGGGCUAACGAUGGAGACGGCCGAGGAGCUGCAGGUGGUAAACUAUGGCAUCGGUGGCCACUACGAGCCGCACUUUGAUUUUGCGCGCCGCGAAGAGCGGAACGCAUUCAAGAGUCUCGGUACCGGCAACCGGAUUGCGACCGUACUGUUUUACAUGAGCAACGUGACGCAGGGUGGUGCCACGGUGUUUCCCUCGUUGCAUAUGGCCCUCUGGCCACGGAAGGGUACGGCCGCUUUCUGGUUCAAUCUACAUGCUUCGGGUUACGGUGAUUACUCAACGCGCCAUGCAGCUUGCCCGGUUCUCACCGGUACCAAAUGGGUUUCCAACAAAUGGAUUCACGAACGAGGUCAGGAGUUUCUUCGACCGUGCGAAUUGCUUCCGGACCAUCCGGCGGACAGGGUUGAGUAGUGUGUUCGUCGAUUAUGACGCUACUAUUGACCCGUUAUCUACUCAUCUACACUUAAGUCAAACCGCACACCCAUCAGGACUGUGUCGCCAUUCUAAUUGCCAUCGUAACUGUUUGCCAUUACUUACCGUUAACAUGUAUUCUUUUUAGCUCGUAGCAUACCCCUGAUAAGUUACUGCCAUGUCGCCGUUUUUCCUACUUUAUGGUAGGUUUAUAAACUGGUGUGACGAACGGGUGAACAUAACAUACGUACAAUAUAAUUACCCACGGGGUGCAGUCGAAAGAGGCCAAAAACCAAACGAAUCUUGCAAACAAAUCUCUCUAGCUGUUACGCCAUUAUACAAAAUACUCUGCCUCAUUCGUUUUUUUUUCUUCUGCUUUUUGUAAUUGCGUUCCAGCACUUUUUGCGCGAUAAAUCUUAACGUAAUUUUAGUAAAUCUACAGUUAUUCGUGUACUGAAUUCCAUUAUCGAUCGGCUGGAAACUUUUUCUGCGUUUGCGGACCACUCGAGAAGUUCGUUUCGAUUUACAACCGAAAUAACGACUACGUCGUUCAACUCGCCAGUUAAAGUGACGCACCGGGAAAACUGCAACUGAAAAACAAAUCGUGAAAAAAGCAAUUUAAAUGCUUCGUACUGAGGCAAACAGAUGUAAACGCAAAAAUUGUGCAUCGAAACACCAAAAAUUUUAACUAGUUCAUUGAACAAAGUAAAAUCAAAACUCACCGCGGGCGAUGGGAGGAGUACACGCUCGCUCACUGCAUGAUUACAAUUCUACGAUUUGAGGCGUUACCAAAAAUAUACAUAAAUAUAUACAUAUACACAUAUACGGUUUAAAACGGGCUGGUUCAAAAGUAUUUAACAGAAUAAAAAUAGAGACCAGUUGGAGGCGGUGAGAGGGAAUUGGGAAAAAUAAAAUGGUUGUCCUCUCGACUAGUUAGGCUUGUCUCUCACAUGGGAAAGCGAACAAUAAGAACGUGCUAGUCUAGUGCGUGCUAGCUAGCAGCACAGCUGAACUGCCCACGAUGGGGAAAUAGAUCAUUUGUACGCAAAACAUGGU
This is a messenger RNA of Anopheles cruzii, 2626 nucleotides long. RefSeq names its product prolyl 4-hydroxylase subunit alpha-1-like. Lineage: Eukaryota; Metazoa; Arthropoda; Insecta; Diptera; Culicidae. The record is from RefSeq and is a predicted model, not a curated record. The coding region runs from base 11 to 1570 and encodes 519 amino acids. Gene Ontology annotation, molecular function: L-ascorbic acid binding; protein binding; iron ion binding. Gene Ontology annotation, biological process: peptidyl-proline hydroxylation to 4-hydroxy-L-proline. Gene Ontology annotation, cellular component: endoplasmic reticulum. The transcript has 6 exons.